This is a messenger RNA of Lodderomyces beijingensis, 354 nucleotides long. The record is from the annotation of a GenBank genome assembly. NCBI's taxonomy places the organism in Eukaryota, Fungi, Ascomycota, Pichiomycetes, Serinales, Debaryomycetaceae.
AUGUCGAAGAACGAGUACUUUAACUCUCCCGAAGGGCCACCGCCAAACUUCCAGCAGAGCCAGCAACAGAACUCCAGCUACGUGCCCCAAGCGCAGCCCUCCUACAACAACCAGACGCAAGACCGUGGCAUGUUCAGCAGCAACCAACCUCACUACCAGCAGGGCUACGGCCAAGGUCCUCCUCCGAACGCGUACUACCAGCACCAACCGCAAUACGGGGGCGGCGGCCACUAUUACCCGCAGCAGCAACAACCGAUGUAUGUCCAGCAGCAGAGAACCGAUAAUAACAACGACUGCUUGAUGGCUUGUUUGGCUGCCAUGUGUAUCUGCUGCACCUUGGAUAUGAUUUUCUAG